GUGUGAAAAUAUCUGCACUCCCUAUAAAUUUCUAACCAUGCCUCACAGAAACUCUCAAUGAAUUAUAUGGCGAUGUCCAACCUUCUCCACCCUCUAAAUCCUACCCUUAAGCCCCCACUUUUCUCACCCUUCCUCAAUUCCUCCUUCGCACAAAUCAACUUCCCGAAAAAACCCAGAAACCUAACCACAAAACCCAGAAGAAUGCACAUCACUGCGCAAUCCAACGGCAGCGACUCAGCCGACCCCCCCGACCGCUUAAUCUCAGCCUUAUGUUACUUCUACCCCUUCUUUGAUGGCAUACAGUACGGCAAAUACGUUAUCACGCAGUUCACUCCCAUUCAGGCUCUUAUCCAACCUUUGGUACCAGCUAUAAGGGUGUUUAAAAGCUUUCCCUUCAAUGGGUUUUUGGUGUUCUUGACCCUUUACUUUGUGGUUGUUAGGAACCCCAACUUUAGUAGGUACGUUAGGUUCAAUACCAUGCAAGUUAUUGUGCUUGAUGUGCUGCUGAUUUUUCCUGAUCUUUUGGAGAGGAGCUUCAAUCCAAGAGAUGGUUUGGGUUUGGACUUGUUGAUGAGCUUUGACAGCGCUGUAUUUUUGUUCCUUCUGGUAUGUUUGAUCUAUGGGUCUUCUUCUUGCUUGCUGGGUCAGGUGCCCAGAUUGCCCAUUGUUGCCGAAGCUGCUGAUAGGCAAGUUCGUUGAAAACCCAUUUGAUUCUCACUGUAGCUUUAGUAGCCAAUUGAAUUUCAUUUUGAAGGGAAGUGUUCUACAAUAUUGCAUCUCAAUGCACUUGGUCAAAAAGGAUGAAACUUGUAUAAUUCCUUGCUGAUAUUCCUGUGUCGCUACAUUUUUUGGUUUUAAUGAAAUUGAGGAAAUUAUUGGUGUUA
Carya illinoinensis is the source of this 884-nucleotide messenger RNA. RefSeq names its product protein TIC 20-v, chloroplastic-like. Lineage: Eukaryota; Viridiplantae; Streptophyta; Magnoliopsida; Fagales; Juglandaceae. The record is from RefSeq and is a predicted model, not a curated record. The transcript has a single exon. Bases 58 to 699 code for a protein of 213 amino acids.